GUCUCCGGCUUCACGCUGCGGAGAACAGCUUCUACAACAUCUCUCAUCGCCAACAACGGAGAGCACCUUCCCUCGCUUCCGUCACGAACACGAACAGGCCGCCGUCCUUUCUGAUCUGCUCUAAUCACCCAGUCUUUCAUGGCAUACAAAACCUUUUGUCAGAUCAAUACUUCCAGUAGAGGAAAGGAAUUAACAAUCAAGGCAAGAGUGUCGAGACUAUGGGAUUCCAUAUUGAUCAGUAAUGGUGAAAUACUUAGUCUAGACAUGGUGCUUAUUGAUGAAGAGGGGACAAUGUUGCAUGGAGUUAUCAAUAAGGCAUAUAUCGAAAAGUUAAGGUCAUUUAUUCAAGAAGGCAAUGUGUACCUCAUUAAAAACGUGAGAGUCAUUCCAGCAGCAGCAAAAUUUCGACCUGUACAAAAUGAGAUGAUGAUUAACUUCUCACCCACAACAAAUAUAGAGGAGAUUAAAGAUAAUGAAGACAUUCCAAAGCAUGGUUUCAACUUUUCAAGCAUGGAGGAACUCUCCCAAAGAGUAAACAUUGACACUUAUCUCUCAGAUGUUAUUGGAGUUGCAACACACAUAGGACCAAUUGAAGAAACUAGAACAUAUCUUGGGCUCUCCAGAAUCCGUGAUAUCUUCCUUCUAAUCGAAGACCAGGAAGUCAAAGUUAGAUUAUGGGGUGAUAAAGCUGAUCUAAUUGAUGUGAAGUCAAUAGGGAAUGUCAUUAUAAUUACAUCAACAACAGUGAGAAAAUUUGGCAGAUAUUCUCUAUCGUCAAAUAGUGCAACUCAAGUUUUUAUAAAUUUAGAUAUUCCCGAGACUAUGGAUGUGCAAAACAGCAUUUGUUCCAAGGAAAAGAUUAUCAAAGAACUACAUGUUGAGGAGAACCAUCUAAAAGGGACACUGGAAGAGCAAAUGCACUACAAUAGAAAAACUUUAGAAGAGUUAAAUGGCAUUCUGUUAGACUCAUCAAAUCAGGGAAGGAUAUUUACCGUGGAAGCAGUAAUUAAUGAUGUUAAUACAAGAUAUGGUUGGUACUACAUAUCAUGCAGCGAAAAUAAUUGCAAGAAGCUACUUGAAAAGAGAAUUGAUUACUACUAUUGUACCAAAUGCGAUAGGAAAGCUCAACCCAAACCACGAUAUAAGAUUAAGCUUCAAAUCAGUGAUUCAACAGCAUCUGCAUCUUGCGUACUUUUUGAAAAAGAAGCUCAACAAUUAAUUCAUGAGUCGGCAGAAAACAUGGUUGCGUCAAUUGGUAAUGAAAGUGAUGAGCUUCCAAAACCAAUCCAAGAGAUUUGUGGUCAGACUGUAAUUUUUCAGUUUAGAUUGACAGACUACAAUUUCACCAGUUGUAGACCAGACUACACAGUCUCAAGACUAUUCUUUCUGGACACGAGUAGUUCAUCUAUGAAGAGUGACAGCAAUGAAACGGUAUGAUAUUUACUGAUUUUCCUCCAUUCUAUUAUAUUUCUCAAAGUUAAUAUUUGCGUUAGUAACAACAUUCCUAAUUAUCUAUAGAUUGCAAUCCCUUA
Molecule: messenger RNA, 1532 nt
Organism: Triticum aestivum (bread wheat)
Lineage: Eukaryota; Viridiplantae; Streptophyta; Magnoliopsida; Poales; Poaceae
Product: replication factor A protein 1-like
Exons: 9
Coding region: 139-1437 (432 amino acids)
Source: RefSeq, a predicted model, not a curated record